Punica granatum (pomegranate) is the source of this 1493-nucleotide messenger RNA. The record is from RefSeq and is a predicted model, not a curated record. NCBI's taxonomy places the organism in Eukaryota, Viridiplantae, Streptophyta, Magnoliopsida, Myrtales, Lythraceae.
AUCGUUCAAGUUGUUGUAGAUCUCGACCUACUCUAUAUGGACCCUAACCAAAAUCAGGAAUGAGAGUCAGCGCGAUCCAUGCCGAGCCUGGUACUAAUCCGGGACCAAAUUUGUUCUUCCCUAUUUAUUUCCAGAAAGGAAAGAAUUGUUAAAUACUGAACGCCGACACCCAGACGGAGAGCAGUAGAACUCCUCUCUCUCUCUCUCUCUGCCCUUUUCUCCUUCACUUCAAUUGUGGAGAAUGAGGGUCCAUUUCCAGUUCAAAGUCCCGCACUCCGACCUGGCUCUGCUCAUGUUGAUGUCUUCCGGCCCUGUUAGUCCUCCUUCUUCCUCUUCUGUUUUUUUUUGGGUUUGUUGCCGAUGAGUAGUUCGAGAAUUCAGAUGCUGUAAUAGCAGCAGAAAGCUUCUGAAGCUCUGGGAAGAGAUGGUAGGCAAGACUCAAGGAAGAAAAAGAGGAAGGCCACGGAAGUAUUGCUCGGACGCUGAUGGCCUACCUCAGUCAACAAUGUGCGGUUCACACCCUCGAGGUGGACACUUGUCUCUUAGUGAUGCUGUCCAAAUGGCUUCGAGGGGAGAAGCAGAAACUCGAACUGAGACAGAAAAUUCUACUGAGAUGAUCAUCGUGACUCCACGAGGUGAGAGUGAGUCCUUGCCUUUUGUGAAAAGCUCACCAGCUUGGAAAGCGGUUCAAUCUAUGCAAGUGUUCCAAAAAUUCCCUCAAAAUCCUCAUUUUCUUCCUCUGACUGAGUACCGGAAGAGUUUCCGCGAAGGGAUGGCCAUCGGUCAUAUGGUAACAUUUGCGAAUGUUGUUGAAGAAGCAUUCAGGCUGAAGAUCACUGACCCUGUACACAGCUUUAUGACAUGUCUUGAAGCACUUCAAGACCUGGAACCUCACGGGUUUCAUGUCAAUGCCACUAAAGCUCGUCUAACGAAAAUGCUCUCGGUAAUAGAGCAGCUGCAGAAGCUGCACAAUGAGCAUGUAGAAGUGGAAGGUCGAAUCUCGGAGCUGACUUCUGAGAACGACGAAAUAGUGGAAGAGAUUGUGAAGCUCAAUGAGAAGAUAAGGAAUCUGCAAGAUGAACUUGCCUGUGCUGCAUCUAAGAAGGAGAAUAAAGACUCGGAGAUUACUGCUCUAAGAGAAAGUUUAGCUGCGAUCUCUGCAUCAAUCCAGAGUAUCGAGCUCGAUUUUGAGGAUGCAACUUAGUUUAGUUGAGAGCAUUAUGCUUAAAUAGUUGAAUGAGCUGGUUCUGAAAUUUGGUAUCUUGGUCGUUCCGUCUCCUGUCAAGCUCGUCCUUUAGCACUGAAGCUGGAGUUGAUAGUUUUAUUGCCUCAAACUUGGUUAGGUAGUUCGCCGCAGUCUGAAAUGUAAACUGUAAAUCAAGGUUGUUGAACCUGCCAUAGCAGCAACACUCAACGUGACAGUAUUUGAUGUGAAGGUAUUUUAAUGUGCUUUCGAGGUUCGGAAUCAUUUUAAUGGAUGAAAAUUUCAUUCA